CCGCCUCUUCCCCGGCCUCGCGCUCUAAGCUCCGGCCACGCCCGAGCCGGAACCGGAGCGGAAGACCGAUGAUGCAAACGAGGGAGCAGCAGCGGCGGUGGGUGAUCCUCGCCUGCAUCCCGCGUGUUGUCCCUGACGGAGAGGCCUCCCCGCCGGCCACCGACUUCUCCUUCCAGUGCAAGGCCCCGCCGGAGCCUUGCUGUCUCACCGUGCCCCGGUGCAUGGCCCCCGACCCCAAGGACAUCGAAAACCACCCCUACGUCGCCGCCGUCAGCGAUCACGGCCGCUUCCUCCUCUACGCCACCUUGGGGAACGACGACCUGGUCCCAGGGGAGCCGCCCUUCGUCGACAGGUUCCACAGCGAGCCGCUAGGCCUAGUCGUCGUCCACCAGGGCUACAGGCCCCAAGCCUACUUCCUCUGCGAGACUGCGACCUCCAGACCCUCGCGGCCACGCGCCUCCCGGACCACGACCCCGACCCCGACCGCCCCAUCCUCCAUCCCGGCAACGUCGGCCUCGUCAGCUACAUCCCGCUCCAGCCCAGGAUCAAGCCUGACGACCCUGUCGUUUCCGUGGUUGUCGAGCUCCGGCCCACGACCGGCGAAGACCACGCCGCCCUCAUCUGGUACGCGUCGUGGACCAACAGUUGGUACGUCUGGCACGACUACCCUGCUCCUGCUCACCGGAAGUGGGGCGGCCACCGCGUGAUCACCCCUGCGGAUGCUCCGGACUCUCCGAGACUCACCUGGGUGGAUCUCUCCUGCGGGCUUCCUCACCUGCCACAACUUCUUCGAAAGAAACGAGGGACCUGAACCGCCACUGCGCUUCAUCCCGCUCCCGGACGGCUGUGAGGAGCGGGUCGGCAGGGCGGACCUCGACAAGACCCGCUGCGUGGGGAUGAGCGCCGGGAGCCUUCGGUACGUGCAGAUCCACCGGCGCGGCGCCGACCCGAUCGUCAGCAUGUGGACGCUGCUCGAUUGGGAUGAUGCCAGGUCGUGGCGUCGCGACAGCACCAUCUCCUUCAGCCUGAUCUGGGCUGACUCGGGGUACAGAGCUAUGGAGCUGCCGGAGGUUGUCCCCACCGGGUCCCCUGCCGGAGCUACGGACCUGCUGCCGGAUGAAGUCCCCGCCGUCGCGUUCAUCGACCCCGACCACGGCCACACGGUCUACUUCCUGCUGCGGUCACGGCUCUUCGGCGUGGACGUGAGAACGGGCAAGUUCCUUCGCUGGCAGCACUUCAAGAUGGACCACCCGCCGAGUCGUUACCACUCAUCCCGAUUCGUCCGUCUUUGGAAUCUAUCACAGGAGAUUUUCAACAAUGCCUGUCUUCAAGCUUACACGGUUAAAAGAGAUCUGCACCAAGUGGUUCCCCAAGUGGUUUUGCGACAUCCCGAGACGCAGGCAAGUACGGACAAGAGAAGACUGGAAGCACCUGAGGAGGACCAAUCUGAGAGCAGUAAAAGAGGGAGGAAGUGACUAUGGGAUUUGGGAAUGGGUGUCAUCAGAAACUGCUGUUUGUUUGAUUUCGCAUUUGGUUGUGGUGGCCCUGCCGGUGGAUCUCUGUAAUUUUGUGCUUCAAAACCUUGCUUAACUCUGACCUGGUAGGUUUGUGGGUGACUGGUGAGUUCUUGCCGUUGCGUGCAGCAAGUUUGUCAAAAUGUCUAUGUGGGGUGAACUCGGUCUUUUGUUCCGUUGAAUUUGUUGAUAGUGGAAGGCUGGUCUUGAGAAUGUAUGGGAAA
Messenger RNA from Brachypodium distachyon (stiff brome), 1738 nucleotides. RefSeq lists its product as uncharacterized. Bases 720 to 1475 code for a protein of 251 amino acids. The record is from RefSeq and is a predicted model, not a curated record. The transcript has 2 exons. NCBI's taxonomy places the organism in Eukaryota, Viridiplantae, Streptophyta, Magnoliopsida, Poales, Poaceae.